Syngnathus typhle (broad-nosed pipefish) is the source of this 2516-nucleotide messenger RNA. RefSeq names its product cholinergic receptor, muscarinic 3b (gene chrm3b). Gene Ontology annotation, cellular component: plasma membrane. The record is from RefSeq and is a predicted model, not a curated record. Lineage: Eukaryota; Metazoa; Chordata; Actinopteri; Syngnathiformes; Syngnathidae. The transcript is spliced from 5 exons. Bases 530 to 2134 code for a protein of 534 amino acids. Gene Ontology annotation, biological process: adenylate cyclase-activating adrenergic receptor signaling pathway. Gene Ontology annotation, molecular function: G protein-coupled acetylcholine receptor activity.
CCUGGUGAAAGUUCUGUCAAACGUUUCCCUGAACUGGAGCUAUGCCAUUAUGAUUGGUCCAUUUUCUGCACGUGUCCUCAUGAUGGUUCUGGCUUUAAUUAGUACAGCCUGUAUUAGUAAUGUCAUCUUUUCUUUACAGGCUAUGCUAAUCUAUACCAUAAUCAGCAGUGCAAUGGAGGCUGAAUGGAAUGAUCAUCUUGUAUUUGCUAGAUCAUUGAUGCUAUCGUUGGUUUUCCGUGUGUGUUAUGAUUUCCACGCAGUUUUUCAUUAGGAUCUUCACACAUUGCACAACUGCAUACGUGUAAGCAGGUAACAUUGUUGCACUCGUUUCACCGAGCAUUUUGUAACGUCAGGACAAGCAGUGGAAAACAUUUUGAAAUCAUUGAUCUCAAUUGUCUCCACUGUAUUUUUUUUUUUUUAUGUAUUUGUACUUGACAUACAUUUUAUGUUUGUCAUUUCUGCUCAUCAAUAAUGCAGUUAUGGGAUCUUGUAGACCGUUGAAUGAAGUUAGUUACCAAUUUUGCCUCGAAUGUAUUUCUCCACUUUUCCGUUAGAUGCCAUUAUGGAUCAAAGCUCAAGAUCAGACGCUGCCAUCAUCCCAGCUACUUUUGACGGCUCUUACCAGGAAGUUGCCAUAUUGUCUGGCAAUGUCGGCGGGUGGAGUCCCCAUCACGCCAAUAGUAGCAAUAUUUCACAAGGGGCAAACUUCAGUGAAUCAGCAGAAAAUAGGACAUUAAUCCAGGAGGCAACCACCUUUGACCCGUUAGGAGGACAUACAGUCUUGCAGGUUAUAGUCAUCGUCUUCCUCACUGGGUCGCUUUCUCUUGUCACUGUUGUGGGGAACAUUUUAGUCCUGUUGUCCUUCAAGAUCAAUAAGGCGCUGAAGACCGUCAACAACUACUACUUGCUGAGCUUGGCCUUUGCUGACCUGACCAUCGGCACUUUAUCAAUGAACUUGUACACCACCUACAUCAUCAUGAAUCAGUGGGCACUGGGGCCGGUCAUUUGUGACUUGUGGCUUGCAAUUGACUAUGUGGCCAGUAAUGCUUCAGUCAUGAACCUCCUUGUCAUAAGCUUUGACAGGUAUUUCUCCGUGACCAGGCCUUUGACAUAUCGUGCAAAGCGCACAACGAAGCGGGCCAUGACCAUGAUUUGUUUAGCCUGGUCCGUCUCGUUUAUCCUUUGGGCCCCAGCCAUCCUGUUCUGGCAAUACAUCGUCGGCGAGCGGACGGUGCCAUCCAAUGAAUGCUUCAUCCAGUUUCUGUCUGAGCCCAUCAUCACCUUCUGCACUGCGAUCGCUGCCUUUUACUUGCCGGUUACCAUUAUGACCACCUUGUUUUGGAAGAUCUAUCAGGUCUCAGAGAAACGUGCUAAGGAGAUACAGGGUCUUAAGGGCUCCGGUGCUGGAAACAAAAAGCGGGUUGAGGGUGCCACCAAGAGCCAAAAGGACAAAUCGGACACACCGGCGAACGAUGAGCCGCCUUCGGACAACACCAAGGACGACUCGAGCAGCAAAGGGAAAUGUAGCGCUUUGCUUUUUCAUUUAUCCCGGAGGUUCCAAAGAGCUGAGACCCCCGCCGCCGCCGCCGCCGCCGCCGCAGCAGAACAGAGUUGCUGUGACAGUUUGAACAAUAAUGAUGUUUCAGAGGAGGAAGAGGAAGCCGACCAAACAAAGAACUCCACAGACGGAAAGAAGACGACAAGGGCAAAGGACGUGAAAUCGUCGGACGACGCGUCCCCUGAAAACAUCUCCAUGAAAGAUGUGAAGAAGUCCGGCUCAAAAGCGAAGACGGAGGUUAACAAACGCAAAAAUGAAAAAAAGACCAAUGACAAAAAAGCAGCACGGACACUCAGCGCUAUUCUGUUAGCUUUCAUUACAACUUGGUUACCGUACAACAUCAUGGUCUUGGUGAAUACUUUUUGCCAAGACUGUAUCCCGGGAACUCUUUGGGCGCUGGGUUACUGGUUGUGUUACGUGAACAGCACGGUUAACCCGAUGUGUUACGCCCUUUGUAACAAGACUUUUCGAACAACCUUCAGAGAUAUCUUACUGUGCCAGUGGAAUCAAAACAAAGCCAAGCCUCCAUUGAAUAAGAGGAAUGCUGCAGCUUGCCGGAAGAAAGAGCAAAUGUAGAGCAGAUGUACGACAUCUUGAUUUUGGGGGGACCUCCAGUCCAAAUUUGCCUCUGGGGGUCUCUCUCUUGAAAGAGGACACAGGAGACAAUAAAAAUCCUUGUCAGGUCAUUUUGCAUCGCUACUCGAAUGUCUUUUGACGAGCCAUAGUCAAUGGGAAUAUGGAAAUCAUUUAUUGACAAUAACCAUAUCUGCUUCAGGUGGUGUAAAUAUUUAGACAACUGCAAUCAGUUUUUGUCUUUUCAUUUAUUUUUUAUGGAAAAUAGACCCACAAAUGAGUGUUUUGUGUCUGCACAAUCUUUUGUGUCGUCUUUGUACGACAGUAUUGCAUGGAACGCACAACUUUUUUUAGUGUGUCAAAUAUGAGGUGAAUAAACAAAACC